Molecule: messenger RNA, 2503 nt
Organism: Plectropomus leopardus (leopard coralgrouper)
Lineage: Eukaryota; Metazoa; Chordata; Actinopteri; Perciformes; Serranidae
Gene: scfd2
Product: sec1 family domain containing 2
Biological process (GO): vesicle-mediated transport
Source: RefSeq, a predicted model, not a curated record
UCACCUGCAAGAGACUCGUGUGUUUGUUUUGCUGGAGCCACUUUAGCUGAUAUUCCUGAUGCCUUUGUUGAUUUAUUGCAUUUAGCUAACAUUUAUAAUCGCCAAAAUGCCGACAACAGAGGAUUUUACGCACUUCCCGGUCCAAAUGUGGCAGAAAGUGCUGUCGAAGGUGAAGAAAGCUGUUGUUUUUAUGGAUGACAAGUGUGCUGAGAGUCUCCACUGGUGCGGAGGAGCCGUCGUGUUGUUGGAGGCUGGAGCCCGAAAUUUAAAGGAGUUUUCGAGCUUUGAAGCCUGCGGAGUGAAUGAACCGAAAGCCGUGUUUGUGGUGAGCACGUUGUUGAAGGGCAGAACAGUCGACAUCAUUAAAGACAUCAUAUCUCUCAGCCACUUCCAGUACUGCGUGGUCGUCACCGCAGUGUCUCACUCCGUGCACCUGCUCGCCAACAAUGUCACCACAGACAUGGAGGGUAAUCCUGUGUUUGAGCAGUUUGAGGAAAAACUGUGCGAGUGGAUGGGAAACAUGAACUACACGGCUGAAGUCAUGCACGUCCCAGUUGUCUUCGCCCCUGUGUCCCAGCAGCUACUCCUCACUCCCAUGUUUGCACACCUGUUCCCCCUCCUCUCACCUGAUCUCGAGGCAAUAAACGCAAAACGACCAGAGAAGAAGAGAUUUGGGAGCCUGGUUGACAUAGAUAUGCACUCUCUCCCCACUGAACUGCAGUUUGAGAUCAAAUCUUUGGCUUCAGUUUUGAAUUCAGUGUUUGAAGCUACAGGCACCAGGGAGGAGAGUUUUGCUGUAGGUCCCAUGAGCCGCAUCAUCGCAGGAGAACUUGCCAAUCACCCUCAAGCCAAAAACAGGAGGAAGACAGCCCCUAAUAAAGCAUCCAUCAUUUUUGUGGACCGAACAAUGGAUCUUACAGGAGCUGUUGGUCACCAUGGUGACAACCUGGUGGAGAAGAUCCUCACUAUGCUCAAACCGUUGCCUGGUCAUGUGACAGACGUACAGGUUGACAUGCUGGAGCUCACGAGUCUGCAGCGAACACCUCACUCCGAGACCACCCUGGCCCCCGGCUGCCUCGCACAGACCCAGUCACCUGCAGCACAGGCACUAUGGGAGGCCAUGCUGACCAAUAAACAUAAAGAGGGGGUGAUGGAGGUCCGGCGGCACAUAGUGGAAGCAGCCAGCAAGGAGAAGCUGCCAAUCAAGAUGAGCAUGGGCCGUGUGACCCCCGAGCAGCUGUGCUCCUACACGCAGCUGUUCAAGAACAGUUGGGAGGCGCUAGAGAGUCACUGCGGGGUGCUCCAGCUGGGCCUGGCCACGGCCCAGACUCUCCGCCACCCGGGCCUGCCCCGCUGGGACGCCUGCCUGGCCUUCGAGAGGCUGCUGCUGCAGGCUCUCGGAGACUCUGAUUUCUCUGCUGUACUGCGGCAGCUGCUGCCUCUGAUGAAGCCCCGCGGAGACGACGACAGCACGACCUCGGGGUCGAGGUCCAGAGAGGACGAAUGUGGGCCCGAUGAGCUGAUCCUCCUGCUGGUCUACCUGUACUCCCUGGCUGACGAGGCGCAGACCACAGACCAGGACACUGAGGAGGAGGAGCUGGAGAAGCUGGAGAGGGAGCUGAUAGGAGCGCUCACCCUGGUCAUCACCCGAGAGACCGAGCUCAGCCCCCUGCUGCAGAAACUCACCGAUUGCACAAAUCCCAAGGAGCUGACCACAGAGCGAGCCCAUUCUGCUGUGGAGGAGAUGUUCGAGACCCUCCGAGGUUUGAGCCACACCAGAGACCACCUGAAGCAGCUGCGCUCCGUCUACACCGCCAGCGAUGGCGUUCACCAGGCAACCUAUCGUCCUUUCCUGCGGCAGAUCCUCGAGGAAGUCUUCCACCCUGACAGACUUGAAUGCCCCGACAUCGAGCACAUGUCUGGAGGCCUCACUGACCUGCUUAAGACCGGCUUCAGCAUGUUCAUGAAGGUGAGUCGUCCACAUCCCAGCGACAACCCUCUGCUCUUCCUCUUCUUGGUCGGUGGAGUCACGCCCUCGGAGCUUCGUCUCAUCAAAGAGGUCGUUACCACACACAAACCAGGGACCCAGGUGCUGGUUUUGUCCACCAGAUUACUGAGGCCGACGGAUAUGCCCGAGCUGCUCUUCACCACCCAAAGACUGGCGCCUGAUAUCGGUGUCUAACAGGGAGCACGUGGAAACGCAUGCACACGUGGAAGGAUACACGCGCCGCGAACGCCUCGACACGUCGUCAGGUGUGAGUCGAGUAAUGAGAGUCACUGUCAAAGCUGCAAAAUGAAAAGGAAGAGAUUCACAAAUUAAGCAACAUUCCUCUCCCGUUCAUGUCAGUGUGUUUUGUCAGAUUUAAUUCUAAGGUGAAAUGUAAUUAUAACAAAGGAGCUGUUGGGUUUAUUUUUCUUGGAGACGGAGUUAAAAACUUCCGAUCAAGAGGUGUAAAAUAACAUCAAAUGUAAAAAAGAAACAAUAAAAUUGACUUUUCAAGCA